UGGACCUUACGCAAAAGAAAGAAGAGAAAGAAGGUUUUAGAAUUUUUGGAGUAGUGAAGAAGAGAGGGAAGCUCCAAAGGUCAGAAUCGAGUCUCUACUCUUCGGAGCUUCUCUUCGCUUUUUUCUUUUCUUUUCUUUCUUUUCUGUGUGGGAAAGAUCGCUUUCCAAUAGUUUUCUCAAGCGCCGACUUUCCUGUGAAUCCAUUUGAAACAGACAGGUUUCAAAGUCUUACAUUUCACUUCAGAAGGCUUAGUGCGAAUUGCUCAUAGCUUAAUUGGUGUGUAUAGAAUAUAUAGAUGUAUUGGGAGUAAUGACAUUUUAUGUCCAAGGUUGGAUAGCCUCCAAGAGUGUAAUUGAUGCAAGGGCAUUCUAUAUACGGGGCUAAGAUGCCAUCUGGCAUUCUAUCGAAGCUGAAUACUACUAUCUAUUCUGGUUUUAGACGUGCAAUAGUUCAGCGACAAGGUGGGUGGCAAAGUUCACUAAAUUUGGUACUUCGACCAGGGAAUUUGUUGUUUCGGUAUUCAGCACUGUCACGUUCCCUGCCCUAUUCAACUUCUUUGAUAUCAGAGGCCUUUCAGUUUUCUAAAGGUCGGGAGAAUAAGAGGAAAUUUAUGGCUGCUUCUACUUCCAAAGCUGUAUUAGCAGAUGUCUAUGUCGACGACUUGAUUUCAAGUUGUGGGAAUGCAUUAGACUUCACAAAACCUACUGGCGUUUUUUACAAUGACAGAAGUUGUGGCAGAUACCAAAAUGCUAGCCUGAGUUUGAGAAGGAAAGAAUGGUCCAACAGUCAUCUGAUUUGUGGGUAUUUUAUUUUCGAUGGAUUGAGGCGGAAUUGUAACCCCAAUUCACUUAUUGGGCCAUGGUUGAAGAAUUUCCAUUCUUCAUCUUCUGUGUGCCACUCUAGUGGGGCUGCUCAUGAUGUUUCAUUUGACGGCAAUUCUCGUGAUGAACAGCUUGCAGAGUCCACCAUUUUGUCCGGCGAAACUGUUCUGGGUGAAAGAACCCUGAAGCUUAUUUCUGGAUCAUGUUACCUGCCACAUCCUGACAAGGAAGAGACAGGUGGAGAGGAUGCUCAUUUUAUUUGCGAAGAUGAACGAGUAAUUGGUGUUGCAGACGGUGUAGGUGGCUGGGCAGAUGUUGGUGUUGAUGCAGGACAAUUUGCCCGUGAGCUCAUGUCUUAUUCGGUGAAUGCAAUUCAAGAGGAGCCUAAGGGUUCCAUUGACCCAGCCAGGGUGUUAGAGAAGGCCCACUCGAGUAUAAAGGCCAAGGGAUCCUCAACAGCAUGCAUCAUUGCCCUUACGGACAAGCAGGGAUUACAUGCUAUUAAUCUAGGAGACAGUGGAUUUAUAGUGGUCAGAGAUGGAUGCACUGUCUUCCGAUCCCCAGUGCAGCAGCAUGGCUUCAAUUUUACAUAUCAGCUUGAGAGUGGCCGUGGGGGUGAUCUACCCAGUUCUGGUCAGGUAUUUACAAUUCCUGUCACUGCUGGAGAUGUCAUUAUUGCUGGAACAGAUGGGUUAUUUGACAACUUAUAUAAUAAUGAGGUCACAGCUGUUGUUGUUCAUGCGAUAAGAGCUGGCUUGGAACCACAAGUAACUGCUCAGAAAAUAGCAGCUUUGGCACGCCAGCGAGCACAAGAUAGGAACCGACAGACACCAUUUUCUACGGCUGCUCAAGAUGCUGGUUUCCGUUAUUAUGGAGGCAAGCUUGAUGAUAUCACAGUUGUGGUGUCAUAUAUAACUAGUUCUUCCGAUGUGUGAGUUUCUCAUUUCUAGUAUAGAUAUACUUACUUUGCUUGUAUAGUCACGUGUUUAGUUGUGGUGGUGGACUGGGCAGUGUGGGCUGAUAAGCCCAUUAAUUCCAUUUUUGGCCAUGAAACACCGCGGAAGUUGUACUUGAUAUUGGUUACAUUUAGUCCUUUGAAGAUCUGAAAUUUGAACUACAUUAGCAUUAGAAA
Quercus lobata is the source of this 1954-nucleotide messenger RNA. RefSeq names its product probable protein phosphatase 2C 80. Gene Ontology annotation, molecular function: protein serine/threonine phosphatase activity. The record is from RefSeq and is a predicted model, not a curated record. Lineage: Eukaryota; Viridiplantae; Streptophyta; Magnoliopsida; Fagales; Fagaceae. The transcript is spliced from 5 exons. Gene Ontology annotation, biological process: protein dephosphorylation. Bases 357 to 1757 code for a protein of 466 amino acids.